Sinocyclocheilus grahami is the source of this 773-nucleotide messenger RNA. Its product is annotated as gastrula zinc finger protein XlCGF57.1-like. The annotation marks the transcript as partial. Lineage: Eukaryota; Metazoa; Chordata; Actinopteri; Cypriniformes; Cyprinidae. Gene Ontology annotation, biological process: regulation of transcription by RNA polymerase II. The transcript has a single exon. Gene Ontology annotation, molecular function: DNA-binding transcription factor activity, RNA polymerase II-specific; RNA polymerase II cis-regulatory region sequence-specific DNA binding. The record is from RefSeq and is a predicted model, not a curated record.
AGCUCAGAAAACCAAAUCUCACAGCUCUUUCACCUGCCAUCAGUGUGGAAAGAGCUUUGCUCAACAAGGAACCAUCAAAAGGCACAUGAGAACUCACUCGGGAGAGAAGCCAUUCACCUGCCAACAGUGUGGAAAGAGCUUUGCUCAAGAAGGAGCCCUCAAAAGGCACACGAGAACUCACUCGGGAGAGAAGCCUUACACCUGCCAACAGUGUGGAAAGAGUUUCACUCAAAAAGCAAGCCUUCAAGGUCACAUGAGAACUCACUCGGGAGAGAAGCCAUUCACCUGCCAACAGUGUGGAAAGAGUUUUACACGGAAAAGCAGCCUUCGAUCUCACAUGAACAUUCACACAGAAGUGAAGCCUUAUACAUGCGAACAGUGUGGAAAGAGUUUCACUCAAAAAGCAAACCUUCAAGAUCACAUGAGAACUCACUCGGGAGAGAAACCUUACACUUGCCAUCAGUGUGGAAAGAGUUUUACACAGAAAAGCAGCCUUCAAUCUCACAUGAACAUUCACACUGGAGUGAAGCCUUAUACAUGCGAACAGUGUGGAAAGAGUUUCCCUGCAAAACAAAACCUUAAAGUUCACAUGAGAGUUCACACUGGAGAGAAGCCUUACUUCUAAAGAGUUUCUCAAAUGCAUACUCCCGUAAUUACCACAUGAAAAUUCACACUAGACAGAAUGUGUUCACGUGAUCUUUGCAGAAAGAGCCUCGCAACAGAAUUUAGCCUCAAGUGUCACAAGAUGAUUCACACUGGAAAGAAACCCUUCA